GAGGGCACGGUACAGACUGGAUGAGAAGUAAACAAGGAUAAGAGGGAAGAGUCAGGAAGGGGAGGGGGUAGAAAUGACCUCCCAGGUCUUCCAGUUCUGGCUUUGGGAAACGGGAAGGCACUUCCGGCAGCAGGAAGGAGGACUAAAAGGAAGAGGAAAGGGCGGUGCGGUGCGGUGCUGAAGGAGCGCGUCGUCGAGGUGGCACCGGCGACUCCGCCCGCCGCUGGCCCCGGGCCUCCGGGUUUCCGCUAGGUCUGGCGGAAACGAGCGGUGCCGGGGCGCAGGCGGGAGAGCCCGGGAGCUUCCCUGGCCCCAGCUGGGGCUAGGCUCCGCCCUGCAGUCGGCAGUGCGCCGGCGCGCGGUGAGAAAUCCCCACAGGCCACGCCCUCUGCCCGCCUGUCUACUGCAGAGGCACGCCCCCUCCUCUGCACCUCGACCCCCUUCAGGGGGCCCGGGCGGGGCCCAAACAUUCGCCAGCGCCGCAGCCGCCAUCGUGUGCCGUGCGUCCCUAGCUCUGCAAAGGACAGGCCUCGCGCAAGGAUCCCGGCGGACAUCUGAGGUGCCAGGAUGGUGGGGGAGCUACGCUACAGGGAAUUCAGGGUGCCCCUGGGGCCUGGCUUGCAUGCGUAUCCGGAUGAACUGAUCCGACAGCGGGUAGGCCAUGAUGGGCACCCUGAGUAUCAGAUCCGCUGGCUCAUCCUCAGGCGCGGAGAUGAUGGGGAAGGGGACCCUAGCCAAGUGGACUGCAAGGCCGAGCAUAUCCUGCUAUGGAUGUCUGACGAUGAGAUCUAUGCCAACUGCCACAAGAUGCUGGGGGAGGAUGGCCAAGUCAUCAGGCCUUCCCAGGAGUCUGCAGAGGCCGGCGCCCUCGACAAAUCUGUGCUGGGGGAGAUGGAAACAGACGUGAAGUCCUUGAUUCAGAGGGCCCUUCGGCAGCUGAAGGAGUGCGUGGACACCGACCCUCCUGCGGCCCUCCUGCACACUGUCCACGUCCUCAGUGCGUAUGCCAGCAUCGAACCCCUCAUCGGAGUCUUCAAAGACCCCAGGGUCCUGGACUUGCUCAUGCAUAUGUUGAGUAGUCCUGAUUAUCAGAUUCGAUGGAGUGCAGGCCGGAUGAUCCAGGCUCUCUCCUCCCAGGACGCUGGUGAGGGGCAGUCUGGGGAAGAAGGGAGAGCAGGAGAGGGUCUGGGUCGGCUCAGGGAGUCACAGGAUGCUGUUGCAGGACCUUCCGACCUCAUCAGGACCCGGACCCAGAUCCUUCUGUCACUGAGCCAACAAGAGGCUAUUGAAAAACACCUGGACUUUGACAGCCGCUGCGCCCUGUUAGCCCUCUUCGCACAGGCUACUCUCCCAGAGCACCCAAUGUCUUUUGAGGGCAUUCAGCUGCCACAGGUCCCAGGACGGCUGCUCUUCUCCCUGGUGAAAUGCUACCUGCAGGUCACCUUCCUCCUGGAUCAGCUGAACGACAGUACCCAGGAACAAGCCGCCCAGAACAGUUUUGUUCCCGAGGAGCUGAAUGCAGGGAGGGGCCGGCUGGAACUGGAAUUCAGUAUGGCCAUGGGCACGCUGAUCUCCGAGCUGGUGCAGGCCAUGCGCUGGGACUGGGACUCGAGCAGGCUGGGGAGGUUGGCGCGGUCCUCCUCUUCCAUUUUCCAGCCUCAGCCGGCAGAUGAGUUCUCCCAGCCCCUCGGCCAGCACAUCCGGAGGAGGUCAAAGCGGUUUCGCCCCCGCGCCGAGUUUGCAAGUGAUAAUACCUAUGCCUUGUAUGUGCGAGACAAGCUGCAGCCAGGGAUGCGGGUACGGAUGCUGGAAAAUUACGAAGAAAUCACUGCCGGGGAUGAGGGUGUGUUCCGACAGGGCAACAAUGGCGUGCCCCCCGUGCAGGUGUUCUGGGAGUCAACAGGCCGCACAUAUUGGGUACACUGGCACAUGGUUGAGAUCUUGGGCUUUGAGGAAGACAUUGAGGAGGUGUUUGAAGCUGCUGAGUACCCUGGGCCAGUGGCCAGCGGAGCCUUUGGUAUAGCGCCGCCCGCCCGCCGCUGGAAGCCCAUCACCGAGCUCUUCGCCAUGCCUUUUGUGGUUCCUGAGGAGGAGAACUCUGAAGAGAGCGAGCACCUGACCCAGGCUGAGUGGUGGGAGCUCCUCUUCUUCAUCAAGAAGCUGACUGCAGCUGACCGCCAGCAGGCUGUGCAGUUCCUGCAGGACAGCCUGGGCAGGGAGCACGUUCUGAAUGAAGAGAUCCUGCCUGAACUGACCAUGCCUGUUGACUUGGCCCAGCACCUGCUGCUGUCUCUGCCUCCACAGCUUGAUGACAGUGCUCUGAGAGACCUGUUCAGCUGCUAUGUCUAUAGGAAGUACGGGCCCAAAGGCCUGGCAGGGCACCUAGGCUACCCAUAUCUGCUAGGUGCCCAACAAGGUAUAUUCCCGUUCAGAGCCGAAGCCUCACCUCAGGAAUCUGAUGCAAAAGAACACCCAUCUCAGAGUGCCAGCCCUGCUCUGCAGCCUCUGGUGGACGGCUUGGGCCCAUUUGGGAAGCUCCUUGUGGAUCUGGUGCGAGCCCUCAGCUCUGAGGCCCCCAAGGAAAAUGAGGUCAAACCAUGCCUGCUGCAGCUCCAGCGGCAGCCCCGGCCUUUCCUCGCACUGAUGCAAAGUCUGGACACUCCAGCCACCAACAAGGCCCUGCACCUGGCCGUGCUGAGAAUCUUGAUGCAGCUGGUGAACUUCCCUGAGGCGCUGUUCCUGCCCUGGCAUGAGGGCAUGGAUGCCUGCAUGGUCUGCCUUCGGUCCCCCGACACUGACCGAGAGGUGCUCCAGGAACUUAUCUUUUUCCUGCACCGCUUGACCUCCGCAAGCCGGGACUACGCAGUGAUACUAAACCAGCUGGGAGCCCGAGACGCCAUCUCCAAGGCCCUGGAAAAGCACCUAGGGAAACUGGAGUUGGCUCAGGAGCUGCGGGAUAUGGUGUUCAAGUGUGAGAAGCACGCGCACCUCUACCGGAAGCUCCUCACCAACAUCCUGGGCGGCUGCAUCCAGAUGGCCCUGGGCCAGAUUGAAGACCACAGACGAACCCGCCGGCCCAUCCAAAUCCCUUUCUUUGACGUGUUCCUCAGAUACCUGUGCCAAGGCUCCAGUGCGGAAAUGAAGAAAAACAGGUACUGUGAGAGAGUGGAGGUGUCCUCCAACCCACACCAGGCCUGCAGGCUGACGGACCGCAACCCCAGAACCUACUGGGAGUCCAGUGGCAGCGCUGGCUCCCACACCAUCACCUUGCACAUGCACCAGGACGUCCUCAUCAGGCAGCUAAUUCUACUGGUGGCUAGGGAGGACUCAAGCUACAUGCCGGCCUUGGUGGUGGUAUGCGGGGGUGACAGCGUCAACUCCGUCAAUACAGAACUCAACUCGGUGAACGUGACGCCAUACGACAGCCGAGUGAUCCUGCUGGAGAACCUGACCCGCUUCUGGCCCGUCAUCCAGAUUCACAUAAAGCGCUGUCAGCAGGGGGGCAUUGACACGCGCAUCCGGGGACUGGAGGUCCUGGGCCCCAAGCCCACCUUCUGGCCAGUGUUCCGAGAGCUGCUGUGCCGGCACACACGCCUCUUCUACAUGGUUCGGUCGCAAGCUUGGAGCCAGGACAUAGGGGAAGAUCGCCGGAGCCUCCUGCACCUGAGUUCCAGGCUAAAUGGGGCUCUGCGCCAGGAGCUGAAUUUUGCUGACCGCUUCCUCCCCGAUGCCGAGGCCGCCCAAGCACUGGGCAAGACCUGCUGGGAGGCGCUGGUCAGCCCGCUGGUGCAGAACAUCACCUCUCCUGAUGAGGACAGCACCAGCCCCCUGGGCUGGCUGCUGGAUCAGUUCCUGGAGUGCAGGGACGCGGCCCACAAUCCCCAGAGCCGAGCUGCGGCUUUCUCCUCUCGGGUCCGCCGCCUCACCCACCUGCUGGUCCAUGUGGAGCCCUCUGAGGCAGCCAUCUCCCAACUCAAAGGCAGAAAUAGGAGCCAUGACUGGGGCUCCUUGGCCACCCGGGGCCUUCCAAACAACAUCAUGAAAAACCUGACACGUUGCUGGAGGUCUGUGGUGGAGGAGCAGAUGAACAACUUUCUGACCUCAUCCUGGAAGGCUGACGACUUUGUGCCCCUCUACUGCGAGCGCUUUCACGACCUGCAGAAGUCAAGCUCUGAGCUGUUUGGGCCACGAGCACCCUUCCUGCUGGCGAUGCAGAACGGCUGCGCUGGUGCCCUGCUGAAGCUCCCUUUCCUCAGAACUGUCCAUGUGUGUGAGCAGUUUGCUCGGCACAUUGACCAGCGGAUCCAAGGCAGCAGGAUGGGUGGAGCCCGGGGAAUGGAGAUGCUGGCACAUUUGCAGCGAUGCCUGGAGUCUGUCUCGAUUUUCUCCACCCUGGAGAUAGCCACCACCUUUGAGCAUUACUACCAGCACUACAUGUCUGACCGUCUCCUGAGCGUGGGCUCCAGCUGGCUGGAGGGGGCCGUGCUAGAGCAGAUCGGCCUCUGCUUCCCCAGCCGCUUCCCCCAGCAGAUGCUGCAGAGCCUGAACGUCUCAGAGGAGCUGCAGCGUCAGUUCCAUGUUUACCAGCUGCAGCAGCUCGAUCGGGAGCUCCUGAAGCUGGAGGACACGGAAAAGAAGAUACAGGUGGCCCAUGAAGACAGUGGACAGCAGCCCCAGAGCAAGAAGGAAGAUGCCGCUGGAGAGCCAGAAGCUAUGGCUGUGGUAGAAGAGGAGGAGGAAGAGCACUAUUAUGAAGGGCCAAUGCCAGAAGUGUGUGUGCUUGUCCUGUUCCCACGUUACUGGCCUGUUGCCUCCGUCCGCCACAUGCUCAAUCCUGCAACCUGCCUGCCCCCGCACCUGAGGAGGGCCUUAAACCACUACACCGACUUCUUCAGCAAGAGUCGGAGCCACCUCAGCUUAGAGAAUGAUCCACAGAGACGACUGCAGUGGACGUGGGAGGGCCGGGCGGAAGUGCAGUUCGGUGACCAGCUUCUGCAUGUGUCCACAGUACAGAUGUGGCUACUGCUGUACUUCAACGACUUAAAGGUGGUGUCUGUUGAGAGGCUGCAGGCUCUCUCUGAGCUCCCUCCAGAAGUGCUUAAUCGGGCAAUUGGGCCUCUCACCUCCUCAAGAGGCCCCUUGGACCUCCAGGAGCAGAAGGAUAUACCGGGAGGGGUACUCAAGAUUCGGGAUGACAGCGAGGAACCCAGACCAAGGAGGGGCACAGUGUGGCUCAUCCCACCUCAGACGUACCUGAAAACUGAGGAUGAAGAGGAGCGGGAGUUGGAGAAGAGAAGGAACCUUCUAAACUGCCUCGUUGUCCGAAUCCUUAAGGCUCACGGGGAUGAGGGCUUGCACGUUGACCGGCUCGUCUAUCUGGUGCUGGAGGCUUGGCAGAAAGGCCCCUGUCCUCCCAGGGGUCUAGUCAGCAGCCUUGGCAGGGGAGCUGCGUGCAGCAGCGCUGACGUCCUCUCCUGCGUCCUGCACCUCCUGGUCAAGGGCACACUGAGGCGCCAUGAGGACCGGCCACAGGUGCUGAUCUAUGCAGUCCCUAUCACCGUGAUGGAGCCCCACACAGAGUCCCUGAACCCUGGCUCGUCAGGUCCCAACCCACCCCUCACCUUCCAUACCCUACAGAUUCGCUCCCGGGGGGUUCCUUAUGCUUCCUGCACUGGCACCCAGACCUUCUCCACUUUCCGGUAGCCCUGGGUUGGGGUAGAUGAGGCUGGGGCUUUCUACGGAAAAUAAAACGUGAAUUUGAUGACA
Psammomys obesus (fat sand rat) is the source of this 5766-nucleotide messenger RNA. RefSeq names its product cullin 7 (gene Cul7). The coding region runs from base 568 to 5703 and encodes 1711 amino acids. The transcript is spliced from 26 exons. Gene Ontology annotation, cellular component: Golgi apparatus. The record is from RefSeq and is a predicted model, not a curated record. Gene Ontology annotation, molecular function: ubiquitin protein ligase binding. NCBI's taxonomy places the organism in Eukaryota, Metazoa, Chordata, Mammalia, Rodentia, Muridae. Gene Ontology annotation, biological process: ubiquitin-dependent protein catabolic process.